UCAGUCGGAAGUUCCUCACCAUCUUCGGCGGAAGUAAGCUGUUGUCCCACCGCCUAGACCUUCCGUGUCUGCUUCUCCUGCAAGAAGAUUUUUUUUUGUCAACAAGCGAUUAAGAGAUGUUUUGAUUUAUUAUAUUUUUGUUUCUUAUUUUCACUUCAAUUUGCAUAUAUAGAAGUUUAUUUGUUCUGUUCUUGAAGCCCGUAUUUGCUCCGCGAAAUGGACUGUCAGGAAGCAGAGGAGGUGCCCUCUGAGGAUCCAGUGCCAAGAAAUGGCAUCGGCCUGACUGAAUUUUCUGAUGAAAUCUUGCUGAAUAUUCUCAAGUUUGUACCUCGCUAUGAUUUAAUCCUUAGCAUGAGGAAAGUGUGUAAAAAGUUUGCUAAUUUAUGCUUGGAUAAAAGCCUUAUUAGCAAAGUACUGCUAUCCAGAGACUACCAGGUAAAUGACAAUAAAGUUAAAGAAAUGGUUAAAGAAACAGCUACCAAAAUUCAGGAGUUAAAUGUUAGUGGGUGCUACUGGCUGUGUCCACAAACAAUUGACCAGAUAUCCAGAUGUAAGAGUUUGGUCAGACUGGACUUGUCGGACUGUCGAUUGACCUCUCUGCGUUUGUCAAAAAUGCUGUCCUGUCUUCGGUCUCUGCGCUCUUUGGCCAUCGAUAUUAACCAUGGUUUUGACUCUAGCCAACUCAACAGCGAGAGCAAAGCAACGCUUAGCCAAGUUACUGAGCUCAAGCAGACCUUAUACACACCAUCCUAUGGAGUUGUGCCUUGCUGUACAAAUUUGGAAAGACUUCUUUUGUAUUUUGAAAUUAAUGACUACACCAGAGAUGGCACAAUGGUUUCCUGUCAGCUAAUGGUGGGCCAGAGCAGUGUUCCACACUAUGAGAACCUCAAUAUUUUUUAUGCUAGGUUGGCACCUGGCUAUGUCAAUCAGAUUGUGAUGAGACUUUAUCUAGCAGUUUUCAGUGUUCGGGUACCUGAAAACCUGCGUGCCUUUGUCAUUUCCAUCCCUGGAAACUUCCCCGAAAGUGGAGCAGCAGCAAAAAACAUUUUAGAGGGUAUGGCAAAAAAUGCUGCCCUGGAAGCCUUGCAACUGCCUAAGACGUGGGUGGAUAGUACUUCUUUCCUACAGAAUUUAAAACUUACUGCACCUUCUUAUUUAAAUUUCAGUCGCUGCAUGGUGUUGGGCAGCCAUUUGAUUCACCGGAUGCUGAAUGAUGGCAAGGACUUCAGGUCUCUUAUAAGUCUAAAUCUCAGUGGAUGUAUACACUGCCUUUCCACAGACUCCUCCCGAAAUGCUGAUGAUGAUAUUGACUGGGAAGUGCCAGAAACGCUAGUAAGCGCAUGCCCUAAUCUACAACACCUCAACUUGACGGCCGCCCAUCAUCAUAGUCAUCAGGGUUCUGGAAAGCAUUUGUGUGCUAUCUUGGCCAAACUGAAGAAUCUGCAUUCUUUGGCGUUACCAGUGUGCAGCAUUUCAGAUGAGGUAAAAAACUCUGGUUCACCACCAGCCCAUAGUGUGCAGCCAUCAGGACAUUCGCUCACUUUUGGCUUUAAAAAGAAUAUUAGGAUUGGCGUUAAAACAUACCACCCUAAAAACAGCUUGGAGCAGUCAGACCAGAAUUCUCCAAACUCAAGUUUUAGAGGUCUGCUUGAGGCUGUACCUUUUGUUUAUGAGAUUGAACUAAUAGGAUCAAGCUUUUCUUCUUCCAUGCCUCGCAAUGAGCCAGCUAUUCGUAAGGAGUUGCCACCAUGUCCUCAGGCAAAACAGAUCGGAGAUGAGGAGGUGGCAUGGCUUAGUCAUCUAAAACUCUUAAAAUCUCUGACCUUAGCCCAGCUGCCAGGCAUCCUGAAUGGGGCUGGAUUAUUACAGGUUGGCAUGAUGUGUAAAGAGCUGCGAGUGCUCUCUCUAGCAAAUUUGGGAAUGCUUAAAAAAGUAACAUACAUGCCAUACCUGAUUGAGUGCUUUAAGCACUGUAAGCAGCUGAAGGACCUGCGUCUUGAGCAACCAUACAUUAGUGCCAAUAUUCAAUUUUUCCAGGCCCUCACCCACUGUGUUGCUCUUGAGCGUCUCUGCAUUAUUUCUCGUAAUGGCACCUUUCAGCCAGAUGCGGUGAUGUUGUUCAUGGAGCACUGCUGUAAUGUAAUCAUGUUGCACAUGUUCAUGGGAGAAACCCUGGUAGCAAGUAAAAACAUGCAACAAGCUCUUCUACAAAGGUUUAAGGCCGAACGACCUGCACUGAAUGUGGUCAUUUACCCACUGCUGCACGAAGGUCUUGCUGACGUCAUCAGAGAUGUUCCCCUUACGCACCUGGAUGAAAUCACUUUGUUCAAGAGCCGUGUGGCCGAGGAGCCACCAAAACUGUGGUGGUAGACCGAAGAGCAUGUUCAUUUCAUUUGAAAUAACUGUGGCUGAAAGCGAUACUGUGUACAGCAUCUGAAAUAAUUUGUUCACUUCCCAAAUAUAAGCAGCACUAAGUUGCACUGUAGCUUAGCCACCUCCGCUAAACCCAAGGGCCUUGUUUAAUGUAGAAAGUCUUUCAGUUGGCCAGAGUGGCUUGAAAGUGUAGUGUAUGAAAUGAUUGUUUUAAAAAGGGUCAGCAUUGCCAGUUUAAAGCAUUACAGUGUUCUGCAUCUUUAAUACUAACUAGCGUCACUUAUACAUAAAGCACUUUGGUGUUAUUGUUUAGCAUCUUUGAUGGUAACAGCCCAUAUAAAAUAUUUUGAUGCUGCUUGUGGGUUUUGCUCUCUUUAUAGCAGUGUGCUGUUAGCGCUCCAUCCUUGCCUCUUAUAAACCAAGCAGCACAGCCUGAAAUGUUUGUUUCUAUUGUGUACUGUAGCGUCUAAGCAGGAAAUCUUCUACUCAUGCAGAACGUCUGCGGCCUGUCAGGUGGAGGCUGGUGUGAGCUAUUACUGUUUCAUUACUUUCUAGCUGGUGUGAUUUUUCUCUACCCCACCACCCCCCCACUCCCACAGCGGUAACCGCAGAAGAACCUAUCAGCCUUAUUAAUGGUUCUGCCAGCUACAUUGUGAAGCCAGUGGAUGUGUGAAUGCAAUGGCUAAUUUUGUAUUGAUCCCUUGUAAUUUGUGUUGAGCAGUUUAGGGAUGUCUUAGAGUGUGGAAAUCCGUAAUGAAUGAACAAGCCUCACUCCAAUCUAUUUAUUCUUUAUCCGUAGGGUUCACUUUCUCACAGCUGAAACAGUCUGGUCAGGUAAAUACGGACCAUACAGCUGAAAAAACUGCCAUUGUUAAAGAGUUGCUCUGAAAUUUGUACAAAAACAUGCAUUGUUCUUUCUUCUUCUGAAAUAGUAUGCAGACAUUACAUUUCAAAAAUAAAAUGCAUUUUUUUGCAUUCAUAGGAUAUAAACACUAAAUGUGAUUAUUAUUGUUAUUUUUUAAUUAAAGGGAUCGCACAACAUUCUCUAGCUGGGUCUGAAGUUUUGGAAAUGAAAAA
Polypterus senegalus (gray bichir) is the source of this 3450-nucleotide messenger RNA. RefSeq names its product F-box and leucine-rich repeat protein 18 (gene fbxl18). Bases 217 to 2370 code for a protein of 717 amino acids. NCBI's taxonomy places the organism in Eukaryota, Metazoa, Chordata, Cladistia, Polypteriformes, Polypteridae. The record is from RefSeq and is a predicted model, not a curated record. Gene Ontology annotation, cellular component: SCF ubiquitin ligase complex. Gene Ontology annotation, molecular function: protein binding. Gene Ontology annotation, biological process: SCF-dependent proteasomal ubiquitin-dependent protein catabolic process. The transcript is spliced from 5 exons.